GAGAGAGAGAGAGAGAGAAUAGAGAGAGAGAGCCACACAGAAUCUCUGAGCUCCGCACCGCUCCUCUCGCGCUCCGCUGAUGGACUCAUGAUGAUGAUGAUGAUGAAGGUUCGGGAAUGAAGAGGAUGUUCAGCCGCUCCAGAAUCAGUUCAUCAUCCGCUGCUUCUGUGGGAUGUACCGAAUCGAUGUGUUUGAUUGGAUAUGAAUGAUGAAUGUGUUCAGAGAUUUGAGCUGAUUGAAUCAAACUCGCUUCUUCAUCAUGGAUCCGAAUCUUCUCACUCUCUUCAAACUUUCUCUGAUCCUCGCAGUGAACACGCUGAUGACGAGAGGUUUAUCAGAUGCAGACGGCGUUGAUCAGUCGUUCACCCAGCAACCGUGGCUCUUGCAGUGCAAUCAGACUGUGCUGCUGCUGGAGAUGGAGAGAUGCGGAGAACAAUUCAGCAGCGACAUGAAUCACGUUCAUCCAGAAGACAGGUGCAACCUCACGCACUUCAUCAGAGAGUACCACGUCUUCUCCUCCUGCACAGAGAAGAACGCCGAGCGCAUCGGCUGCUUCUGGCCGAACCCAGCGGUGGAGCGCUUCAUCAUCAGCAUCCACAAGCACUUCUUCUCCAACUGCAGCCUGGAUCACGCGGUGUUCAUCGACCCGCCGGACGACACGCUCAUCCUCCUCAUCUUCAUCCCCGUCUUCCUCACGCUGGCCAUGGUGGUGCUGGUGGUGUGGUGCAGCAAGCGGAGCGACAUCCUGGCCUAGCCUGCGCUGGACCUUCACCAUCAGGACCGGUCAGACGGACAGAAGCAUCACACGUGAUCUCACUGAAGAGUCUGCUGAACUCAUGAUGCUCUCCUUUCAGGAGCUGGAGGCUUUAUUCCUCACUGAUGCUGAAUUAAUUCAGUGUUAAUCGAGAGAGUGAGUGCAGAUCUGUCAGGAUCUCUGGACGGACCAACUGAAUCAUGUACUGUGCAGCUAUUAUUUAAUGUUUUAAUUAAAUAGCAUAGAUUUAGACCAUUUGUCAAGCUCA
Messenger RNA from Cyprinus carpio (common carp), 1022 nucleotides. Its product is annotated as receptor activity-modifying protein 3. The record is from RefSeq and is a predicted model, not a curated record. Gene Ontology annotation, cellular component: membrane; cell surface; signaling receptor complex. Gene Ontology annotation, molecular function: coreceptor activity. Gene Ontology annotation, biological process: cellular response to hormone stimulus; protein localization to plasma membrane; regulation of G protein-coupled receptor signaling pathway. NCBI's taxonomy places the organism in Eukaryota, Metazoa, Chordata, Actinopteri, Cypriniformes, Cyprinidae.